AUGACGAAACUUAUUUUGUGCUGUGUAUGUGCUCAUCAAAAAGUAUAUAAGGUGCUGGGAUGGACCUCUGGGCAGUCACAGACCAUCACGAUGCAGCGCCUCGCUCUCUUCCCGGUGUGCCUGCUGGGUUCUGCCCUGGCACUGCCCUCCCAGGCCUUUCUGGGAAGGAACGCUUCAGGCCGCAUCAUUGAGGGGACCAACGCGGACAUCGCCGACUACCCAUGGCAGGUGUCCUUCCAGAAGUUGGGUUCGCACAACUGUGGAGCGUCCAUCAUCGGCUCCAGCUGGGUCCUGACGGCGGCCCACUGCGUGGACGGCCUCAGUCUCACAUGGAUGAGUCUCCGGGUCGGCAGCUCAAUCCGAGAGAGCGGAGGCUCCGUCCUGCAGGUAUCCGGUUCGCUUCUGGGCAGCAACGCUCAGGCGGUGGUCCUGUCCUCUGACGGCUACGAUCCGGCAGGUGGUCUGGCGGUGACGGUGACCGGCUGGGGAGACACCAGGGCUGGGGGACCUGCAGCCGCCAACCUCCAGAAGGUCGACAUCAGCAUCGUGGACCGCAACGCCUGCAGACGCAUCUUCGCCAAAACUAACACUGUGACCGACCGCAUGGUGUGUGCUGGUGAGGCCGGCCAGAGCGUCUGCAACGGAGACUCUGGCGGCCCCCUGGUCAGCGGAAACACCCAGGUGGGCAUCGUCUCCUGGGGAUAG
This is a messenger RNA of Schistocerca cancellata (South American locust), 705 nucleotides long. Its product is annotated as trypsin alpha-4-like. Gene Ontology annotation, molecular function: serine-type endopeptidase activity. The transcript is spliced from 2 exons. Gene Ontology annotation, biological process: proteolysis. NCBI's taxonomy places the organism in Eukaryota, Metazoa, Arthropoda, Insecta, Orthoptera, Acrididae. The record is from RefSeq and is a predicted model, not a curated record. Bases 1 to 705 code for a protein of 234 amino acids.